Molecule: messenger RNA, 597 nt
Organism: Fulvia fulva
Lineage: Eukaryota; Fungi; Ascomycota; Dothideomycetes; Mycosphaerellales; Mycosphaerellaceae
Exons: 1
Coding region: 1-597 (198 amino acids)
Source: RefSeq, a predicted model, not a curated record
AUGGAGAGUCCGAAGCUUAUCACAGACAUGAUUGCCCACUGGCGGAAACGUACCAGUGACUCCACCGCGUCCACAACAUCGAACCGGAGCAGUCUUCAGCCAACACAGAUAUCAUAUCUAUCGCAGACAGCACAAGUAUCAUCACAGCCAUCAAUUGGCCUACAAUCAUGUCAACAGCAGAAAACGCAUCUUCCGGAACGGGAAGAGUCGCGCGCAUUAUCAGCGCAGCAUGAUUUCCCGAACCGGGAGACCCGCGAAGUCAGUGAUGCUGAUGGGGUACAGAUUAAGAGCCAGGCCUUGGGAUCGGCGUCAGUAUCGACGACAGUAUCAGUGCCAACGACAACACCUUCAGCAGCUCCACCAUCAGCACAAACGCCAGCGACAGCCAUUGCAAAUGCGCCAUCAACGUUAUCACCUCAGGCUUUGACGUGGAAAGAGUUCACCGCGUCCAGACCACCUGCUCCUGAGGGAAAUGAGAAGCAUUCGUUGUUGAUGGAAUGGAUCGACAUCAAUGCAGUGAAAAUGGAGGGGUCGGAUGUCGUUGUGUAUAGGAAAAAGUUGCCUGUGAAGAGCAAAGGCGAGGAGGGCGAGAACUGA